AUGGAUUUUACCUUCACGACUCUCCUGCUGCUGGGUUUGGUUGCGCCCCUCUGCGCGCAGUCCUUCCCCGGCGCGCACCUUGACGCACGGCCCGGCGACGGCAGGCGCACCGGGCGGGAGCAUCGGCAGCAGAGCGGCAGGCUCCAGCUCUACAUGAUGCAGCUGUACCGGGCCAUGAGGACCGAGGACCGGCUCAGGACUCCGGCAGCAGACGUGACACUCACCGAGGACAACCCUGAUCUCCAAGACUUCGACUCUGUGAUCAGCACCACGGCAAGGAGCUGCCACCAGACAGGAAAGCGGUGGUCCUUUGCCUUUGACAUGGCCUCCUUGUCUUCGACGGACACGGUUCAGCUGGCUGAACUUCACAUCCACUUGCCGGCCUUCACAGAGUCUUCCAGCGUCUCGGUGGACGUCUACCACUCCGACCGCUGCUCCGGUGCGGACUGUCCAGAGAACGGCUCGUUUGUCGGCCGCUUCAGAGCUCAUCCCAGGGCGAUGAGCUCCUCUUGGAAAGUGUUCAACGUUACCAAGAUGCUGCAAGGCUGGCUGCAGCGGGGCCGCUCCACCAAGAGGCUGGAGGACGCAGCUGAAGGGAAGGACGGCGUCCACCACCCCACCAAUGACAAGGUCAUGAUGCUGAUCUUCGUGAGGCAGAACCCAGCUGGACCGCCGGUUCCCACACUGAUCCACACGGCGGAGCUCUCUAAACACUCUGGUGCGUGGAGGGAACCGUCCAGGAUGAAGAGCCACAGACACAGGAGGCCUCACCCGGCACAGCAGCACAGACUGAGGUCUGUCAGAUCCGCGGUGGAGACCGACCGUCCUCUCUGCCGAAAGGAGGACAUGUGGGUGGACUUUCAGAAGCUUGGCUGGGGCCAGUGGAUCAUCUAUCCCAAACAGUUUAAUGCUUAUCUGUGUCGAGGGAACUGUCCAACGCCAGUGGAUGAGAAGUUCACUCCGACCAACCACGCAUACAUACAGAGCAUGCUGAAGCUUCACCACUCAGACAGGGUGCCGCCUCUGUCCUGCGUGCCCACGCGCCUGUCCCCGCUCUCCACCCUGUACUACGAGAAAGGGAAGAUCGUGAUGAAGCAUCAUGACAACAUGGUGGUGGAGGAGUGUGGCUGUCACUGA
This is a messenger RNA of Salarias fasciatus (jewelled blenny), 1137 nucleotides long. RefSeq names its product nodal homolog 2-A-like. NCBI's taxonomy places the organism in Eukaryota, Metazoa, Chordata, Actinopteri, Blenniiformes, Blenniidae. Gene Ontology annotation, molecular function: growth factor activity; cytokine activity. The transcript has 3 exons. The record is from RefSeq and is a predicted model, not a curated record. The coding region runs from base 1 to 1137 and encodes 378 amino acids. Gene Ontology annotation, cellular component: extracellular region.